GAAGAAAUCUGGUUAAACUUUACCCCGUUAUGGAGAGUUAGCGGAGGAGUGUGUUCAGGUGUGUGUAGCUGAGUGUAUUGGGGAUUGUAUAUGUGUGUGUCUCUGUGUGUGUGUGGACAGACUCCGCAGGUUCGUGUAGAAACAGCAGGAAUCCGCAGGGAUGUGUUGGUUGCUGUGGGUGCUCGGCGCCUUGCUGGCUCUCUUCUGCAGCCUGGAUGUGUGGUACUUCCUCCGAGGGGCGGCGGUGAUCGCCCGGGCCUGGUUCCAGCCUACGAUCUGGGACGUCACAGCUGAGCAGGUGGUGACAGGCCGGGUCACUUCCAAUGACAUUGACAUGUGCCACAUGAACAAUGCUCGCUACCUCCGCGAGUGCGACUUCGCCCGCUUCUCUCUCUACACACGCAACGGCGUGUUCAAGGCCGUGCGAGCCCUCAGAGCUUCGAUGGUGGUGGCGGCCACCACCAUCCGCUACCGAAGGGCUCUGUGUAUCGGUGAGGGCUACGAGCUGCGGAGUCAGAUCGUUACUUGGGACGACAAAGCCUUUUACCUGGAGCAGAGAUUUGUGUCAAAGAAAGACGGCCUGGUGUGUGCCGUCAUGUACUGCAAGCAGAGUGUGAUCCGCUGCAGCCCGGACCAGAUCAUGCAGCAUCUUUGCAAGAGGAAGGUGCAGUGCCCUGAGUUUCCAGAGGACCUUCAACACUGGGUCAACUUCAUCUCAGCCAGCAGCCAGGCCCUCAGGGCAGAGAGCGGACUGGAGGACAAGAACAAAUAAAGCUGUUAACAGUUUGGUGUUCUGUGGGGCAGCUUAUUAACAGGAUUCAAAGUCUUCCGAGAGAAAUAUUUGCUGCUGCUGGCUACUUGACUGUAACACACUUGUGCCUACUUCACUCUUAAUAUAGAGCUUGACAACACUAAAAGACACGAGUUACCUCUAAAGAGAAGUAACAUGAUUAUAUGUAUUCAUGUACCGUAUUAGCAUUAAAAGCCAUACAAGCAUUAAAACUAUUUAGAACUCCUACUGAUGCAUGUUUAUGACCUCACUAUACAUUUAGGUGCAGACUUCCUCACCCACUUUCAGUGAGAAACAAGACGGGGUUUAGAUUGAGGUUUUUUCUGUACAGCAAAAUAAACAGCAGUUGGUACAAAUCUGAAAUUGAUGCAAUACAACCGUUGUGAAUUUGUACAAAAUAAAGUUGUUGAGUAACAAUCAAAUCAAA
This is a messenger RNA of Pleuronectes platessa (European plaice), 1217 nucleotides long. RefSeq names its product protein THEM6. NCBI's taxonomy places the organism in Eukaryota, Metazoa, Chordata, Actinopteri, Pleuronectiformes, Pleuronectidae. The transcript is spliced from 3 exons. The record is from RefSeq and is a predicted model, not a curated record. Bases 161 to 772 code for a protein of 203 amino acids.